Acanthosepion pharaonis is the source of this 933-nucleotide messenger RNA. NCBI's taxonomy places the organism in Eukaryota, Metazoa, Mollusca, Cephalopoda, Sepiida, Sepiidae. The record is from the annotation of a GenBank genome assembly.
AUGCAGUCGGCUAACACUGUUGACUGCUUACCCUUUUCAGAGGCGCAGCCUGAGCAGGGCUGGUCCAAACCUACCUAUCUUGUCACCAUGGCUCCAGACAUUGCUGUUAGCGAGCAUGCACAUUCAGGGACAUCUGCUGUUAUUGAAGCUGUUAACAAAACACUGUCUUGCAAAAGAUCACUCGUUAACAGUUCAACUGUUUCUCCAGUGGUUACCAAGGUCAUUAUCACCAAUGCUGCUGGAAAGAACUCAUCUCUUGAACAACCUCAGGCAAUUCCUGUACAGAUUCCAAAUCAGCUGCUGGCUUUGAACUCUAUAGGCCCAGGGAUCAGUGUCUUACCACAGGCACAGAACUCUCAGACACCAACAAAGACUAUCACCAUAUCCUCUCAAGGUAUUGUAUCUGCUGGUAAGACUGUUAUAGCUGCAAUGCCAGGUACACCUACCAAGUCAGGGGUGCACAUAACCAAGCUGCCAAUAUCCCCAGCAAAAACUCCAACCAAAAUCACCAUGAUACCUGUAUCAAUUGCUAAAUCUCCACAACGGGCUGUCUUAGCUUCCUCAAAUGCGACCAUGAUUCCCCGGACAAUAAGUGGUACGGAUAGGUCCAUGCUUACCAUAAACAGUUCAAUGGCAGGGGCUGGCAUUUCUAAGCCAGCCACCAUAACAAUGUCGCCAUCAAAGUUAAUCAUCAAACAGGGAACUUUACCUAAGUCUUCUACUCAACAAAUCCAGUUGCCUGUGAGCAAACCUAUACAGGUAGCUACACAACAGCAGGCAGCAAACAUACGGCAUGUCACAGUUUCCGCACAAUCAGUACAUCAAGUACAGGUUCCAGGUGAUAAGUUGCAAUAUGUACGGCUUGUCACACCCCAUACACAGGCUCAGACAACCACAGCAUCCUUGACCGACCCCUCACUCCCCCCUGUUUAG